GGACAAUAUUUGUUUCAUAAGAGUGCUGUCUGACUGAGGGACAAUAUCUGUUUCAUUAGAGUGACUGAGGACAAUAUAUGUUCUAUAAGAGUGCUGUCUGACUGAGGGACGUUAUCUGUUUCAUAAGAGUGCAGACAGACUAAGGGACGAUAUAUGUUUCAUAUGAGUGCAGUCUGACUGAGGGACGAUAUCUGUUUCAUUAGAGUGCAGUCUGUCUGAGGGACGAUAUAUGUUUCAUAAGAGUGCAGUCUGACUGAGGGACGAUAUCUGUUUCAUUAGAGUGCAGUCUGUCUGAGGGACGAUAUAUGUUUCAUAAGAGUGCAGUCUGACUGAGGGAGGAUAUCUGUUUCAUUAGAGUGCAGUCUGACAGAGGGACGUUAUCUGUUUCAUAAGAGUGCAGUCUGUCUGAGGGACGUUAUCUGUUUCAUAAGAGUGCAGUCUGACUGAGGGAUGAUAUCUGUUUCAUAAGAGUGCAGUCUGUCUGAGGGACGAUAUAUGUUUCAUAAGAGUGCAGUCUGACUGAGGGACGUUAUCUGUUUCAUAAGAGUGCAGUCCGUCUGAGGGACCAUAUCUGUUUCAUAAGAAUGCAGUCUGACUGAGGGAUGAUAUCUGUUUCAUAAGAGUGCAGUCUGUCUGAGGGACGAUAUCUGUUUUAAAAGAGUGCAGUCUGUCUGAGGGACGAUAUAUGUUUCAUAAGAGUGCAGUGUGACUGAGGGACAUUAUCUGUUUCAUAAGAGUGCAGUCCGUCUGAGGGACGAUAUCUGUUUCAUAAGAAUGCAGUCUGACUGAGGGAUGAUAUCUGUUUCAUAAGAGUGCAGUCUGUCUGAGGGACGUUAUCUGUUGCAUAAAAGUGCAGUCCGUCUGAGGGACGAUAUCUGUUUCAUAAGAAUGCAGUCUGUCUGAGGGACGAUAUCUGUUUCAUAAGAGUGCAGUCUGUCUGAGGGACGAUAUCUGUUUCAUUAGAGUGCAGUCUGUCUGAGGGACAAUAUCUGUUUCAUAAACUAAUUCUGAAGUUUAACUGUAGAUAUACCCAAUAAUGUAGACGUACAAAAUAACAACAGCAAUGUAGCAACCAGUCCAAAUGUCAGUAAACCAACAUCCCCUCUGCGUUUUGUUGGCCAGCUGUUACAUCUGGGAAAUCGGCCACAGAAUAACAUCGUGAUGAAUGUGGAACGUCUUUUAAGACGAGGUAGUCUUCCUGCUUUCAGGAAAAAGUCUGACGCCAGUAAAAUCCCUGCACUGAAAGCUUUGACAAAGAAGAGUACAACACCAAAAAGUCCCAAUCUUGCCAAGAAACGACAGACAUCCCCAGACAAUGGUGUUCCGACAUCGAAGACUAAUUUAACAACGUUAUCCGUCACAGCACCUUCAGAUGAAAUGGUCCAUAGGAGUACAGAGGAUUUAGAAAGUGAGGAGGUGAGUAGCAGGGACAAUGGAAGCAGUGGUGAUGGUGCCCUUGAUGAAUGUGAUGGACAGACAGAGGGUACUGUCUCCGAUGUUGAGAGGACUAAACAUGCUAAAGAAGUCCUACAGGCCAAGAUCAAUAAGACCAUGGACAACAUUAAAGCUGAACAAGCAGUAAAAGAAGAACAUGUGAAUGAGUAUUUACGACUAGCAUCAAAUGCUGACAAACAACAGCUACAAAGAAUAAAGACGAUAUUUGAAAAGAAAAAUCAGAAAUCAACACAAACAAUUAGUGUUUUGACUAAAAAAGUAGAAAAUUAUCAUAAACGAAUGAAUGACUUGGAUACUUAUGGUUUUACUGGACAUAAACAGGCUAGAGAGAGGUUAAGGGACCUGGGACAAGGCUUUAAGGGAGUCGGUGCAAAUAUUGUUGAUGGUAUUACAGGGUUUUCUGGGGGUGUUGUUGGGAAUAUCAAAGGUGCUAAAGAUCAUAUAAAGUCAAAACCAGGCCAGUUAGCUCAUAUGAUAAAGAAUAAAUUUGGAAGUGCUGAUAAUAUAAACCAACUGAAGACAUCGAUAGAAGAUACAAGUAUUCCAGAGGGGGAGAUUAAAAAUCAGACCAGUACAUUACCAGCUAGGUAUGAAUACAAUUUCAAAUUUUCGGACGAUGAUAACUCAAGCGUGACAUCAGGAUCCGUAGGCUUAUAUCACAAUAGUCCACAGUCAGCCUCCCAGCAUACAUCACAACAACUUCCUGUUAUACAGCAGUCAAUAAAUAUGGAACCAAUCUUACAGGAACUACAGAAAUCUAACGAAGCCAACAAGGCCAUUCAGGAAUCUGUUCAACAAUUAUCUGAUGACUUUGAAACUUAUAAGAUUACUGCCCAGAGUGAUAUAGCUAUGUUAAAAACAUUGUUAGAAGAAGAACGUUACCGUGUAGAAAGAUUAGAAGUACAGAUAAACGACAUGACAGAACUACAGCAACAUGAAAUUCAGAAUCUACGACAGGACAUAACUGGUAUGGAGGAAAAAACAGAGUACAGACUUGACGAGAGGACCAGCGAUAUACAUGACAUGUUAGAGAACUGUACCACCAGGAUCACAAAGAUGGAGCUUCAGCAACAACAGCAACAGAUUAUCUCCAUGGAGAUGGUUGAGAAUGUGACCUUUCGAACUUUGUUGACCAAGUUACUGAAUGUUGUUUUGGCUAUAUUAGCUGUUAUACUUGUUUUUGUAUCCACACUUGCCAAUUGUCUUGCCCCAUUUAUAGCUAAUAGGACAAGAGUUUUGAGUACGACUGUGCUAAUUGUCAGUGUUGUGAUGAUGUUUAGAAACUGGGAAGGUAUAUCUAACCUUAUAGGAUCUAUAUUCAACUUUCUGAGUAGUUUAUUUCCACAAAGGUGACGAGGAUUAUACUAGUAGUACCGAAACUUGAUCUGACAGUUGGACAUACCCAAUAAUUAUUAUAGUGUUCUCAUAUUCACUUGAAAGGAAGGAGGACUUAUUUCUCAUUAAGAGGGAGAAAUCAUUUCUUGACUGGUGGCAACGAACUCAUUUUUACAUUCAAUAUCCAGUGAACAAUUAUGAAUUGAAUGAUGAAUCUGUCUUAUGGAUCUGAAAUUAAAGGUUGUCAACAGCUGUGCUGUUAUAAUGAUAGUUUAAGUAAGAUCUUUAUUAUAAAGUGAACUUCCAAUCAGAAACAAGCUGUACUGCUAUUUCGACCAAUGGGGGAACUGCUUAUAAUCAGUGUUGUUAUUUUGACCAAUUGAAGAGCUGCUUAGAAUCUGUGAUUUGUGUAAUUGGUGCUGGAUGUUGUCAAUCAAAAUGAUUGCUAACUGUCAGUAUAUAUUGACAGUUGUCAGUGUGGAUAAAAGUGCUCUUGAACUUUUGAUGACAAUGUUUUGCAUUGUUGUUCUUCAUGUGAUUAAGUGUUUUUAAUCAGAUAGUGAUGAUAAAGGUUUAAAAAAAAAUGUUAUUGUACAUGGCCAUUUUUUUUUUGUUAAGUGUGAGCGUAUGAUUUUUAAUAUGUGUAUGUCAAUUUAUGAGAUUUUAAUAGUUUGCUGUUAAAGUUUUUUUUAAAUGCAAUAGACGAAUGUCUUUAAAAUGUUCUAAUUUAAUAUUGAUCAGUUCCGAGCAUUAACAAAGACAGGUUUUAUAUUACAACUUCAGUUUGAAACUUUAAUGUAUAUUGUUUCUUAGAUUUUCACUUGUUUACACACUGUGUGAAAUUUAGGUGUUGAAUUAUAACAAUUUCAAAGUGCAUUAAUUGAAUUUUAAACUAAAUAUUAAAAAAGAUAUUGAAAGAAAGGGAGAUAUAUAUUAAUUUAUUAUAAUUUUUUUUUUUUAAUUUUAUUGAGAGAGGCAUUUUGGCAAUUUGAUAACUGAAUAUUGUGGGAGUAAAUGUAAUAUAUACUGUGAAGUUUGGACUUUUGUGAAAAUGAAACUCGAAAAGAGAGGUCAAAAAUACCAAUGGGAUAAUCAAAGUCAUAUGUCAAAAACAAACUGACAAUGCCAUGGCAAAAAAAACCAAAAAAUUAUCAAAAGACAAACAACAGUAUACAAAACAUGUCAUAGAAAACAAAGACUAAGUAACACGAACCCUACCAGAAGCUGGGGGGUGAUCUCAGGUGCUCAGGGAAAGGUAAGCAGAUGAUGCUUCUGAAUGUAAAAGUAUAAGCUGUGGAAUGAAGGCCUGCUUAGCCAGCUUAGGUACAAUUAAUAAUUGGAUACUGUCAACAUAAUUAUACCUUCAGUCAUUUAGCAUUGCCAAAAGUUUUAUUAUUAUUGAUGCAAGUAAACAGUGCCAACUGAGAAAUAAAGGUCUUUCUAUGUUGUAAUCAAUAAAUAAGAGUUAUCUCCCUUAUGAUAAAAUGGAGACUUUCUCCUCCCCUUUGUUAUAUUGUGCAUUAAUAUACAUCACUAUUUUUGUUAGAGUCAUAAGCCAUUAUUUCUAUGAAUGCAUUAAAGGGUUCAAUAGUUUUAACAUUACAUGUAUGCUUUUACAUUUAAGAUAUCAGAGCAUUAGUUAUUGUAUGAAGUAAUUUGCUGGUCAAAUUCAAUAUUCAUUCAAUUUUGGACAUUUUUUCAAUAUCAUGUUUUUUAGUGGUAGAUUUUAAUGAUGUUCUAUGAACAAAUAAUUACAUUUUCUGUCUUUCAUCAGUUAUCUAAUGUUCUCAGAUAUAUAACAAUUUAAAACACUUUCCCCAAAACAAUUCCUGAAUGAAGAAUCUGACUUUUAAUUUUGUAUCUUUCUUUUUUCUAUUUGGACAGGGUGACAAAUAUGUGUUGAGCCUUUUUUUUUGUCAGUGCUGGUUUUCAUGAUAUUGUCAGGUGUUUAUAUGUAUAUUUUGUUAUGGAUUCAUUCUUUAUUUAUUCACUGUGUUGUGAUAUAUGCAUGUUUGAAAGAAUUGUUCUAAUUUUUAACCCUUAAAAUCCAUGUAAUGGAAUGGUGAAUACUUGUAUGAUUGUUCAGAACAUUGAUUCUCCUAGACACAAGCCGACUCUAUAAAACAGACAUUGUUUUUUUUUCAUAGAAAAUAUCAGCAGACCAGUUUAGUUUGCAAACUAAGUUUAUUUCCUAAUAAAUAGUUGUGCAUUUCAUUUUUUUUUUUAAGUUUUGACUAUUUUAUAUUAUGUGAUCUGCCCUAAAAAGUGAAAAAUUAGACAUUGUUAUGAUAUUUGGUCUUUAAUCCAGACUUGCUGCUGUUAUUCAUUUAAGGUUAAUUAUGCAAAUAAAAAUGCAAGAGAACCUUAAAUUGAUAACAAAGGUGAAAGAAAAUCA
Mytilus californianus (California mussel) is the source of this 5185-nucleotide messenger RNA. RefSeq names its product transmembrane and coiled-coil domains protein 1-like. NCBI's taxonomy places the organism in Eukaryota, Metazoa, Mollusca, Bivalvia, Mytilida, Mytilidae. The coding region runs from base 1162 to 2808 and encodes 548 amino acids. The transcript is spliced from 15 exons. Gene Ontology annotation, cellular component: endomembrane system. The record is from RefSeq and is a predicted model, not a curated record.